AUGAGUUAUAGCUUCCCAAAUUUUGCUAAUACUAACCACCACCAGCAGCACAGCAACAACAACAACAACAACAACAAUAAUAAUAAUAAUAACUAUGUAGAAAAUUGGAUUGAUAAUAAUUUGACUCUUAACAAUAAUAUUUACUUACAAGAAUCCAAAACAAGGCCUGUUUCAUCAAUUUCCUCAGUCUCAAAUGGUAUAUCAGUAUUGAAAGAUAUGACAAAUAUGUCAAAUGGAGGAUCUGAAUACGGUUCAAUGAGAAGAAAAUUAAAACAAUAUAAUUUUAAAGAAGAAGAGACUACACAGAUAAAUAAUAUCCAGGUAAAUAGAGGACAAAAUUUUGUAGAAUUUACAGAUAAGUUACAAACCUGUAAGCACAAUUUUGUUGGUGAUGAAGAAGAAAAAAGUAAGCAAUUGGUAUUUCUACCUAGAGGAUACCAACACCAUCAAAUGAGAAAAUGGAUGAAGAAAAGGUAUAUCCAAGAAGGUUUUGAUUUAAAAAAAAACUAUCAAUGUCCCCCUUCUCCCUGUAUAUAUAACAAAACAUCAGAAAAUUUAAAUUAUCAACAAGAGAUGAACUUUAUUUCAUAUAGAUUUAUGCGUUGCUUAACAACCAGGAUAAAUGAUUCUGAUAAGACAAAAGUUGAAAAAGAAGUCCUAUGUAGAUUCUGUCAUGGAAUUAAUUGGAUCGGUUGUGAGAAUUAUUUCAAGCAUCUUUUUUAUGCACAUGGAAUAAUGACAGAAAUUAAUCACAAUGACUUCCAAUGGGGUUUGAAAACUUAUAGUAAUAUAAUUAAAAUGGACACACUUAGAUUAAAGGGAUUUUUUACUGCCUAUAAUCAAUCUUUAAAAAUAAAAGAAUUUUCAAGAAAUAUUUUACCAUAUUUUUCAGUGUCAUUAAUUCCACAACCAUCGAAAUUCUAUUCAAACACUGUUAACGGAGGAUUCAAAAGAAUUCAUGUAUUAUGCCCAAAUUGUUCAACAUGGAUUAGAUUAGGGUGGUGCGAACACGAUGAGAUCAUUAAAGAAGAAGAAAUAGAGUUAAAUAAUAUCGAUACAAUUAGAAAUUUAAAUACUGACUACAACGUAUUAUCGUCAGCAUCAUCAUUUAUCCAAAAUAGAGACAGAAAAUUAAUUGAAGGCAUUUACGAAAAUUAUUUUUCACAUUAUAUUGAGUGUGAUUUUGAUUGGUUCCAAAAUCGUUGCUUGUAUGUUCAAAUAGAAUUACAGGACUGA
Molecule: messenger RNA, 1236 nt
Organism: Vanderwaltozyma polyspora DSM 70294
Lineage: Eukaryota; Fungi; Ascomycota; Saccharomycetes; Saccharomycetales; Saccharomycetaceae
Gene: ECM8
Product: Ecm8p
Exons: 1
Coding region: 1-1236 (411 amino acids)
Source: RefSeq, a predicted model, not a curated record